CCUAGACUGACCCGAAAGAAAAAACGUCUCGCUUGGCUGCGGCGAUGGCGGCGCUCCGCUGCGCGGCGAGGAGGAUCGUCGGCGACCAGCCACCGCGGCUGGUAUGCAGGGCGUCCGUGGUGGAGGGGCGACGGCGUAUGUCGCCGGCGGUCAUCGACCGCGGUUCGUCCGCCCGUCCUCGCUGCUUCUCCUCGCAGGGUGGCGAUGAUGAUCCGCUUACAUCUGAAGAGAAGAUGAGACUAUUUAAAAGGGGCGCUCACUUGAUCUUCAGGAUGACAAAAGCCAUCUCCACCGUUGUGGUCUGCGGAAUAGUCAUCAAGUGGUCAGUAACAGAGGUGUUCCGUCCUUACCCGACAAGCGAUUGUGCACGUGCUGUCCGGAAAUGCCGUGAGAUGCUACAGGGUCUACGGGGCAACCCUCCAACAUUGGAGGUUGGUCCUGUGCUGGGUGAUGAGAUGCUGGCGGCGGAGGUGGCAGCGUUCAAGUCCAUGGUGAAGGAUAUGAAGCGAGAAGCAGCGGAGAGACUGGAGGACUGACUGAGUCAAGCUGGGAAGAUCUGCACCUGGUUCUCAAGCUAUCAUGACCAUUGCGUCUGGUGUAUGGGUUCCUAUGGUCUACGUGAAACUCUUUUCAAGGUUGAUCAGGGACUUGUGUGCUCCUCAGCGUGCAACACCGAAACAAUGAAAACUGAAAGUCUUUUGUGUUGUUAUCUUCUCCAACCAUCUGAGAAGGGACCAAUGCAUGUCUAAGAAGGGUAUAAGCCAACAUCCCCUGGAUUAUCAUAGUAUAAGUGAAGGGAGUGUGCUUUGUUAUUACCGGGCUCUGAUGGUAUCAACAUAUUUUGUGAUGUCGAGGCUUUGCUGGAUGUGAGGAGGUAUUGCCGCUCCUGGAUGUGUGUGGAUCUUGCAAGUUUGCAACUAUAUACUGUUACCAAGGACAUGAAGAAUUCAGUCGAAACCUGUUUAUGAAAUGUAUGGUUACUGGAGCGCUCCAUGUUUCUCUAGUUGCAUGUUGUGGUUGCUGCUGAAGAACCUUGUACUGUAGUUGCAUGUUGUGGUUUCUCUAGUUGCAUGUUUGUGAGUUAGUUCAUGACUACUGUGAAUGU
Triticum dicoccoides is the source of this 1105-nucleotide messenger RNA. RefSeq lists its product as uncharacterized. The transcript has 3 exons. The record is from RefSeq and is a predicted model, not a curated record. The coding region runs from base 45 to 536 and encodes 163 amino acids. NCBI's taxonomy places the organism in Eukaryota, Viridiplantae, Streptophyta, Magnoliopsida, Poales, Poaceae.